AGUAAAGGACUGGGUCAAAUAUUCUUUCUUCAGAUCUAUAUAUAAUAUUGCAGUAUUGCUAUCCAUGGUAGCAAAAAUUCUUGAGACACUGACUCAACUACACUGCCACCAUGCAAUUCACACACAGCCUAGUCUCUACCAAAACUCUGCCUUGGAGGAUCCCAGAUGUCCACUGCCGCCGCAUCCCUCCACCAACCUCCACCGUCAGAUUCUCCCCUAUCUCUGCCGUGGCGGCAGCUCCUCCAAAACCUCAAAAAACCCACUCCAUGCCACCUGAAAAGCAAGAGAUUUUCAAGUCACUAGAAAACUGGGCUACCCAAAAUGUGUUACCGCUGCUCAAACCUGUGAAAGAGUGUUGGCAACCCCAGACAUUCUUACCUGACCCUGCAUUGCCGUUGGGAGAGUUCAACGAGCAAGUGAAGGCCCUGAGACAACGCACUGCGGAUCUGCCGGACGAGUAUUUCGUGGUGUUGGUGGGGGAUAUGAUUACGGAGGAAGCCUUGCCAACGUACCAGACCAUGAUCAAUACACUUGAUGGGGUGAGGGAUGACACUGGGGCUAGCUCCAGCCCCUGGGCAAUCUGGACUCGGGCUUGGACUGCUGAGGAAAACAGGCAUGGGGAUUUAUUGAAGACUUUCUUGUAUUUGUCUGGGAGGGUUGAUAUGCUUAUGAUCGAGAGGACUGUGCAGUAUCUGAUUGGAUCUGGCAUGGAUCCUGGAACCGAAAACAACCCAUACUUGGGUUUCGUGUACACUUCAUUCCAGGAGCGAGCCACGUUCGUGUCCCACGGCAACACGGCACGGUUAGCCAAGGAAGGUGGGGACCCAGUCCUGGCACGCAUCUGCGGCACCAUCGCAGCAGACGAGAAGCGGCAUGAGCUGGCCUACUCAAAGAUCAUUGAGAAGCUACUCCAAGUAGACCCAACGGAAGCAAUGCUAGCGAUCGCGGAUAUGAUGAAGAAAAAGAUAACAAUGCCUGCACAUUUGAUGUACGACGGGGAAGACCCAAGGCUGUUUGAGCACUUCUCGGCGGUGGCGCAGCGGUUGGGAGUGUACACGGCGGAUGAUUAUGCAGAUAUAUUGGAGGCGUUAAUAAAACGGUGGGGGUUGGAGAAAAUGGAGGGGUUGACAGGGGAAGGUAGGAGAGCCCAGGAUUUUGUAUGUGGGUUAGCGCCGAGGAUUAGGAAGUUGCAGGAGAGAGCUGAAGACAGGGCUAAGAAGAUUGGACCUCAAGGGGUCAAGUUUAGUUGGAUUUUCAAUAGGGAGAUUAUGUUGUAGCUGUAGAUGUACCAAAACAUGUGCUUGGUUUUUUUGCAUUCCCCAAUUCCAAUCUUUUCUUCUUCUUUUUUUCUUUUAAGCUGCUGCCACCUUUUGUUCGUUGAAUACUUGCCAGCAACCUGUUGAAAAGUUUACCAAUUACAACAAUGGCAAUUCUUUUCUUUUCGGAA
Messenger RNA from Gossypium raimondii (Peruvian cotton), 1447 nucleotides. Its product is annotated as stearoyl-[acyl-carrier-protein] 9-desaturase 6, chloroplastic. Gene Ontology annotation, cellular component: chloroplast stroma. The coding region runs from base 111 to 1277 and encodes 388 amino acids. Lineage: Eukaryota; Viridiplantae; Streptophyta; Magnoliopsida; Malvales; Malvaceae. The transcript has 2 exons. The record is from RefSeq and is a predicted model, not a curated record. Gene Ontology annotation, molecular function: stearoyl-[ACP] desaturase activity. Gene Ontology annotation, biological process: fatty acid biosynthetic process.